Messenger RNA from Letharia columbiana, 1137 nucleotides. RefSeq lists its product as uncharacterized. The record is from RefSeq and is a predicted model, not a curated record. Gene Ontology annotation, molecular function: pyruvate dehydrogenase (acetyl-transferring) activity. Lineage: Eukaryota; Fungi; Ascomycota; Lecanoromycetes; Lecanorales; Parmeliaceae. The coding region runs from base 1 to 1137 and encodes 378 amino acids. Gene Ontology annotation, biological process: pyruvate decarboxylation to acetyl-CoA. The transcript is spliced from 4 exons.
AUGGUUACUUCACGCCUUCUCCGCCCGGCCUCACGUCUCCUCGCAGCUUCUCGACCUUUGAUAGCCCCGACCCGAUCCGUCUUACAACCAGCAGCUUCAUUACCUGCGAUCGUGAACAGAAGAAGAUACGCUACGCCGAGUGGAGUGAAAGAGGUGGCGGUGAGAGAUGCCUUGAACGAAGCUCUAGCGGAGGAGCUCGAAUCGAAUGAAAAAGUGUUCGUCCUGGGUGAAGAAGUCGCCCAGUACAAUGGAGCAUACAAGGUCACCAAAGGACUACUGGAUAGGUUCGGGGAAAAGAGGGUCAUCGACAGUCCAAUUACAGAAUCGGGCUUUGCCGGCCUUACAGUCGGAGCAGCGUUAGCAGGCUUACACCCUGUGUGCGAGUUUAUGACCUUCAAUUUCGCCAUGCAAGCAAUCGAUCAAAUCAUCAACUCCGCAGCCAAAACACAUUAUAUGUCUGGUGGGAUCCAGCCAUGUAACAUCACAUUCCGAGGCCCUAAUGGCUUUGCCUCGGGCGUCGCUGCUCAACACUCACAAGAUUACUCGAGUUGGUACGGUAGCAUACCCGGCCUGAAAGUAGUUGCGCCUUGGAGCUCGGAAGACGCAAAAGGACUGCUCAAGGCUGCGAUCAGAGAUCCUAAUCCUGUUGUCGUGUUAGAGAACGAACUACUAUACGGCACACCUUUCCCAAUGUCCGAAGCAGCGCAAAGGGAUGACUUCGUACUACCUUUCGGCAAGGCCAAGAUUGAGCGCGCCGGCAAAGACUUAACCAUCGUCACACUCUCUCGUUGCGUGGGUCAGGCCCUCACUGCAGCCGAACAAAUGAAGAAGGAUUACGGGGUUGAGGCCGAAGUCAUCAACCUCCGAUCCGUGAAGCCCAUGGAUGUCGAAGCGAUCGUCAAGUCGGUGAAGAAGACAGGCCAUCUGAUGGCAGUGGAAAGUGGAUUCCCGAGCUUCGGGGUAGGCGCGGAGAUAUUAGCUCUGACCAUGGAGUACGCAUUUGACUACCUAGACGCGCCCGCAGUCCGAAUCACUGGCGCGGAAGUGCCUACCCCAUAUGCCCAGGGGUUGGAGAAUAUGAGCUUCCCCUCGGAGGAUCUGAUCGCCAAGUAUGGGGCUAAGUUGUUAAGGGUUUAA